GAACGCUCCUGGUUCCCGCCAAAACUCCUGUCAAACAGUGUGGCCACUCGAUAAAAAAUUUCUUUUUUAGGAAAAUAAAAAAAUCAUUAUGAGUGCGCUAUUGAUCAUCAUUGUCAUCGCCCUAGUGGCUUAUAAAAUCUUCACCCGAAAAAAUAAAACGUUGAAAACGUUCAAAGAAGGUUGUAUAGAAAUGACAGAGUUUAAGCAAGCACCAGGGCCAGUACCUUUGCCUGUAAUCGGCAGUUUACAUCUAUUAGGAAAAAGAGAAUCCCCUUUCCAGUCUUUCACUGAUCUGGCGAAGAAAUAUGGCGAUAUCUUCAGUAUAAAAUUAGGAAGUAGCCAGUGUUUGGUCGUUAAUAAUCUGGAAUUGAUUAGAGAGGUGUUGAAUCAGAACGGAAAAUUCUUCGGAGGCAGACCAGACUUCUUGAGGUUCCACAAGCUAUUCGCCGGUGACAGAAAUAAUUCAUUAGCCCUCUGCGAUUGGUCAAAUCUUCAACUGCGAAGACGUAAUCUUGCACGUCGCCAUUGCGGUCCUAAACAACACACAGAUAAUUUCUCACGCAUCGGAUCUGUGGCUACAUUUGAAUCAAUUGAAUUGUUACAAACAUUGAAACAUAUUACCAGGAAUACAGAAAGCAGUAUUAAUAUAAAACCUUUACUGAUGAUGAGCGCAAUGAACAUGUUUUCCAAUUAUAUGUGUAGCGUACGUUUUGAUUCAGAAACAGAUGUGGAAUUUAAAAAAAUCGUAGACCAUUUCGAUGAAAUAUUCUGGGAGAUUAAUCAAGGUUACGCUGUCGACUUCUUACCAUGGUUGGCUCCGUUCUACAAGAAGCAUAUGGAAAAAUUAUCCAACUGGUCACAAGAUAUUCGAUCUUUUAUACUAUCUAGAAUUGUUGAUCAAAGAGAGAUUAAUCUAGAUACAGAAGGACCUGAAAAAGAUUUUCUAGAUGGUCUUCUAAGAGUGUUACAUGAUGAUCCUAAUGUUGAUAGAAAUACUAUUAUUUUCAUGUUAGAAGAUUUCUUAGGUGGCCAUUCUUCUGUUGGUAAUCUUGUCAUGUUGUGUUUAGCAGCUGUUGCAAGAGAUGCUGAUGUUGGUAAGAAGAUUAAAGCUGAAAUCGAUGGUAUAACUAAAGGAAAACGAGCUGUCACUCUUUCGGAUAAAAUCAACCUUCCUUAUACUGAAGCGACAAUACUGGAAUCUCUUAGAUAUGCAUCAUCACCAAUUGUACCACAUGUGGCAACUGAACCGGCUGUAAUCGCUGGUUACGGCAUCGAAAAAGGUACUGUCGUAUUUAUAAAUAAUUACGAAUUGAACACAUCAGAGAAAUAUUGGGAUGAACCUGAGAAAUUUGAUCCUAAUAGAUUUUUGGAACGCAACAAAAUCCGUGUACGACGAAAUUCGUUAUGCGAUUCUGGAAUGGAGUCCGACAGCGAAAGAUCUACUCCGAUAAACAAGACAUCAGAUACUGAGAAAGAAGUUGUUAAUGUCCGAAAAAAUAUUCCACAUUUCUUGCCAUUCAGUAUCGGGAAAAGAACUUGCAUCGGACAGACUUUAGUUACGACGAUGAGUUUCGUUAUGUUCGCAAAUAUUAUUCAGGAAUUUGAUAUAAGAGCUGAAAAUAUAGAAGAUCUAAAACAAAGGCCGGCGUGCGUCGCAUUACCUAAAGAAACUUUCAACCUGUACCUUUUACCACGAAAACAUUAGACUUAAAACUACAGAUAAACUUCACUGGUCCGGUGAGACGCGCUCUCGCUUAGUUCUGCCAGAAAAUAUCGAC
Papilio machaon (common yellow swallowtail) is the source of this 1778-nucleotide messenger RNA. RefSeq names its product cytochrome P450 307a1-like (gene Cyp307a1). The transcript is spliced from 2 exons. Lineage: Eukaryota; Metazoa; Arthropoda; Insecta; Lepidoptera; Papilionidae. The record is from RefSeq and is a predicted model, not a curated record. Bases 89 to 1705 code for a protein of 538 amino acids. Gene Ontology annotation, molecular function: monooxygenase activity; iron ion binding; heme binding.